Neoarius graeffei (lesser salmon catfish) is the source of this 5486-nucleotide messenger RNA. RefSeq names its product PCF11 cleavage and polyadenylation factor subunit (gene pcf11). Lineage: Eukaryota; Metazoa; Chordata; Actinopteri; Siluriformes; Ariidae. Gene Ontology annotation, biological process: termination of RNA polymerase II transcription. Gene Ontology annotation, molecular function: mRNA binding; RNA polymerase II complex binding. The record is from RefSeq and is a predicted model, not a curated record. The transcript has 16 exons. Gene Ontology annotation, cellular component: mRNA cleavage factor complex; cytoplasm. Bases 226 to 4725 code for a protein of 1499 amino acids.
UACAAACCAUUUUGUAUGACGCAGGCAACCGUUGAAAGAGGACAGACAUUUUCUGGUGUCUGAUACCGAACCGAAAUAGAAGAGGAAACUGUGAGCGGUACUGUACCAGAACCGGCUUUUGAAGAAUAAAAGAAAAGGAUGAAUAUGUAAAUGGACUGUACCGAAUUUUGUGGUUGUAUAUUAUCCGAAAUUCGGUCGAAACUGCUUUAAAGAUACGACUCGAAGAUGUCGGCCGAAGCCGCGAGAGAAGACGCCUGUCGAGAGUAUCAGUCGUCUCUGGAAGACUUGACUUUCAACAGCAAACCGCACAUCAACAUGCUGACCAUCCUCGCUGAAGAAAAUCUGCACUUCUCCGAGGAUAUCGUCGCUAUAAUUGAAGCACAAAUUGCCAAGGCGCCUCCUGCUGAGAAGCUUCCUGUUUUGUACUUAGUGGAUUCCAUAGUGAAGAAUGUUGGAGGACAGUACCUUGAAGUGUUUACUAAAAACCUAAUCCCUUCCUUUAUAUGUGUGUUUGAGAAGGUGGAUGAAAACACUAGAAAAUGUCUUUUCAAAUUGCGUUCCACCUGGGAUGAAAUUUUCCCCUUGAAGAAGCUAUACGCUUUAGACGUUCGUGUGAACGCAGUAGAUCCUGCUUGGCCUAUUAAGCCUUUACCACCAAAUGUGAAUGCCAGCAUUCAUGUCAACCCCAAAUUCUUAAAGCCGACUGAAGAGCUAGCUCCUCAUCCUACAAUCAGUGAGAAGAACUUGGCAGAGGAACAGAUAAUAAGGCAACAGUUGCUUGCUAAGCAAAAACAGUUGUUAGAACUUCAGCAGAAGAAGAUAGAGCUUGAACUUGAACAAACAAAAGCGCAACUGGCGGCCAGUACAAGCCACCCACCUCAGAGUGUUCCAGGCCAGUUUGAGUCACCUGCUGUGAGUCAGCCAGCUCCUACCCAACACAAGUCAUGGUCUCAACCACCAGCAGACAAGCCAUCAAACAGAGAUCCCAGAUUAAACAGAGCUUCUGCCUCAUCUGUAAAUACAAAGGAACAAGGGCCAUUCAGGAAGGAGAGCCAAGUCACACGACCUGUUGUCAAUGUACCUGAAAGGAGAGCACCUGUACCUCCAGAAAGGCCGAGUAAACUAAUGAGAAUACCAAAAAAAGAUACCUCUGCAACUGAUGAAAAAGCAAAAUCCAAGUCAGUGUCACCAUUAAACAAAGGAGUCCUUCACAAAAGCAAAGACUCUGAGCCUGAGCACCCAAAGACAUUAGAUGUUAAUAAAAAGGAUCCAAGGUUGCGAAAGCAGAUGCAUGAGAAGGCCGAUCUGAAAGAGGAAGAAGUCAAAGAAAAGAAAAGAAGUACAGAGAGGAAGGAACGGGAAGAUGUUGGCAAAGGCGCUGAGCUGCAGAGAUCCAGCAACUCUAGAGGCAGGCUAGUAAAUGGGUCUCUGAGUAAGCAUGACCGAUUUGAUUCUUUUCAAAAACAAGAUCUUAAACCCAGUAAAACAAACAUCAGGAAACGGUCUCGGUCUAGAUCUCGUUCUCCAUCUCAGCACUCUCCUAAAAGAAAAGAUAGGCGGUCCCCAAAGAGAAGAACAAGGAGCAUCACUCCACCUCAGAAAUCAUCCGUAAAGACUCGGCAGUUAAGCAAACAUAAUGAAGAUGAUCACCAACAAGCAAAUGUCAGGGAGGAUCGGAAUGUACCAAAGAAGAACCUUCCCGAGCCAAGGCGGUUAAAAAGACUGCUGGAAGAUAGAAUUCCUGAGCACAGAGAUGUCCAGCUGCAGAGGGUGUCCCCUGCAGAACAUAAAAGUACAAAAGACAUCAAGAGAUGGAGGAGUGGAUGGGAAGAAAGUAAGCUUCUCAAACAACCUGACCCAGAUCUCUCGCAUGGCAAACCUGGUCCACAAAGGCAUAAAGCGUGGAACAGUUAUCAGAGAUCUCCGACAUCACGGGCACCAAAACCGCACCGUCUGAGUGUCGACGCCAACCUGCAGAUUCCAGAUGUGCUUAAUUCCGCCAGCAAGAGAGAGAUUUUACUAAAGGCUAGCCAGCGAUUGGCUGAUGGAGAGCUAUCCCAGGAAGAAUUCCUCAACGUGGCCCAUCAAAUCAAGCAGGUAUUUCAGUACCAAGAAGAAAGACAGCGCUCUGAUUCUUGGGAGGGACCGAAUGAUGAUGGUGUGUGCACGAGAAAGAAACCCCAUGGACACAUGUCUGUUGCUGAGCUCUCUUAUUUGGAGCACAAAUCGAAGCUGAAAAGAACACAGUUGCAACGCCCAGCUCUUCUAUUUCAUCGGAGCUCACCAUCAAGAGAGAACGUGCAACAUCAUAGGCCUCAACAAGAGCACGAUGAUCCAUUCACCUCAGAUGCACUCAAAAAGGGCGGUGAAGCCUUUAAGCCUUUCUCAGGGCCCGAUGACCCUAGAAGAAACGACAGACCACCAUCUCGAACAGGACACUCCUUCAGAAAUUCCCCAAGUCCGGUCGGUUGUGAUGGAAACACUGGAAAAUCUUCAAGUUUGCCAUUUGAAGGAUCAGCACAAUCCAUGGACAUGGAUCAACUUGAGGAUGGAGAUAUCAGUCCCAGGUUCGAGAGUCCUAACAGUGUUCAUUCCGAUACAGGUCCAGACAAUGACGCUCCACUAGGUUUAGAUGCUCCUUCAAGGCAUGAAAUGAUGCCUGGACCAGGGCCAGGGAGAGGUGGCCGAAACCUUAAUGAAUCUCCUGGCCAAACACCGCCUCAUGCAUCUGAAGGGCCUAGCAUACAGAUAAAUAUGCCAAGACAUGAUGGAGCAAACGUUCCACCACGAUUUGAUGGCCAUACGAGUUCCCAUUCUCAGUUUGAAGGAACACAUGGCCUCGUAGGACAGCCACGACCAGAGGGUCCAUCCAGACCUCAUCCUCCAGGGAGAUAUGACGGAAAUGCAGGUCCAGGGAGAUACGACGGUCUGGGUGCUCAUGGUCCACCUAGGUUUGAGGGGCACGGUCGAUAUGAUGGUCCUGGACAACACAGAUUUGAAAGACCCCCACUGCUGAAAGGGCCUGGAAGAUAUGAUAACCAGUCAGUGCCACACGGACCAAUGAGGUAUACAGAGCCUCAUGGCCGAUUCGAAGGGCCAGGAUCAGGCCGUUUUGAUGGUCCAAUGGGACAUCAAGGUCCUGUAAGAUUUGAUGGCCCAGGACCUAUACGGUACAACAGUCCAAUGCAGCCAAAUAGGUUUGAUGGCCCCUCAAGGUUUGAGAAUCCCCAUGUACCACAAGGCCCUCCUGGAGGUUUUGAAGGCCCAGUGAGGUAUCCUUCUGGGAUGGUAAAUUAUGAGGGACCAAGGAGACUUGAAGGGCCAGGCAAUCAGUCGAACAUGAUACGCUUUGACAAUCCAGUACAACCAGCACCAAUGAGAUUUGAAGGACAACCCUCUGGCAUGCCAAGAUUCGAGUCUGCACCACAGGGUCCUCCACGAUACCAUGGACCUCCAAACAUGCAAAAUUCAUUCAGACCACAAGGGCAGAUGAUGAUCGAUCAGCCUCAGAAUCCAGGUCCAAUGUUAAAUCCUGGUGUCCCACCCCACAGUUUUAACAUGGGAGCACCUAAUGCAUUUGAUGGUCAACCACUGCCGUUUCACAUACAGCAAAACAUCUCACAGGCAUCCACCUUUAAUGUGCCAGAACCUACACCUUCAGGAUUUCAGAAUUCAUACAGGCCUGUUGCUCCAUUUCCUGGGGCUGCUCCUGCAAACCACCUUCAGCCUAUGCCUGUUAUGCCUGCUCCAGUUCAGAACUUUGCACCACCAAACCCAGCGCCUUUCAACCCACCAGGGUCCCAAUUUGUACAGCCUGAGAGUCAUCUAGGCCAAAUGGAUGUUAAUGAUCUGAUGGCUAAACUGAUAGAUUUUGGAAUAAUCAAACCAACACAAACGGACUCAAGCAGUGAAUCUGCAUCUGUGACUCCAUCUCAGAGUGCACCAGAAGAAGAGGAACCAGAGGAGGAGGAGGAGGAGGAGCAGGAUGACGAUGAUGUCCUUCCUGAUUUGACCGGCUUUAUUGUAGACGAUAUGAAACAGAGACAUGAAAGUGUCAUCACCAAAUUGUACACUGGAAUCCAGUGUUACUCCUGUGGGAUGCGCUUUACUGCAUCUCAGACUGAUAUUUAUGCUGAUCACUUGGAUUGGCACUACAGACAAAACCGCUCAGAGAAGGACAUCAGUAGGAAAAUCACGCACCGGCGGUGGUACUACAGUCUCACGGACUGGAUUGAAUUUGAAGAAAUCGCUGAUCUUGAAGAGAGGGCAAAGAGCCAGUUCUUUGAAAAAGUGCAUGAAGAGGUUGUGCAGAAAAACCAAGAAGCAGCCAAAGAGAGAGAAUUCCAGAGUGUGAAGGCUGCUGCAGAUGUUGUUCAUGAAUCUUGUGAGAUUUGCCAAGAGCAGUUUGAGAUGUACUGGGAAGAAGAUGAGGAGGAAUGGCACCUGAAGAACGCCAUCAGAGUUGAUGAAAAGACGUACCAUCCCUUGUGUUAUGAAGACUACACAAAAACAUCUUCCUUUGUGGAUUCCACUCCAUCCCCCAAUAAGAUGCUCACAGAAAACCCUUUAAAUGCUUUCUUAAAACAAGAGAGAGAAGGUGAGGGGUCUUGCUCCAGUAUUAAAGAAGAGCCAGCUGAGGGAGACACAGAGGCCGUAACGGUAAAACAGGAGGUUCAGAAUGAGUCAGAAGGAGGGUCUCAAAUGAUUAGUGCAAUUCCAUUUUAAACCGUGCUGCUGCUUUAAGACCUCCUUCUCUCGUGGUUACUUGAGUUGAGUUUCUGUAGGACUAUUUUUAUACAGGACGGCUCUGAGGCAGGGUCCUCAGCAAUGCAUACGUUUAAAUACAUUUUUGUAUUUGUAACUACCUGCAAAUGUCAGGUGUUUUUUUUGCUGUGUGAAUACCAAGUGAAAUGUACUAUAAGUUGUAUGUUGGGGGGGGAAAUGCAUCUAUAAUUUAAUUUAUAAAUAAAGAAAUAUUUUUGGUAUUCUUUGUGUAAUAUUGAGAAUCUAAAACUUUUGGGUUUAAAUCCUCCAAGAGUUCUUUUUUUUUUCCCCCUUCCCCCUGAUUAGACAUUUGUACAGAUAUUUUGAGAGACGAACAGCAAUGACUGACUACUUUUACAGACGACGUGACGACGGGUCUAUAAUGCCCCGUUUCAGUCGUUACAAAUUCCUACAAGGCAGAGGGUUUCAGUUACUAAGAUUUAAAGAUGGAUCCAUUUUUUUCUCCCCUCCUCAGCCUAAAUGUGUAAAUAAAUACGUGUCAAACCCAUUGAGUUUACUAAUGUUUUUGGUUCUGGUUAAUAAAAUGUAUUUAGUUUAAAAAGGAAAAAAAUAAAUAAUUUGCAGAGAUUUAAAGAGGUUUGCUUGACAUACUGAAUUCAAUAAAGUGAAUCAUCAUAAAAAAAAUAGUGUCUGUGUGUGCAAAGUGUUUACUUGUGUGCUUUUUGAAGUACUUAUCUUAAAUAAAUAAAUAGUGUUAAUGA